AUGUUCUCCAGAGGAUUAUUGAACUCCAGCAGAUUCGUACGUAGAUGUCACGGUACCCACUCCAUCCAUACUAACCAUCAGGCGCUCGCCAACGCUGUCAAGACCCCAAGGGUCCAAGUCAGAUUACUCUCGACCGAAAUCAAGGAAGCCAUCGACAAAGCAGUUGAAUCUUCCAAGGUUGUUUUGUUCAUGAAGGGUACCCCUGAGUUCCCUCAAUGUGGCUUUUCCAGAGCAACCAUCCAAAUCUUGGGCCAACAAGGUGUUGACCCUGAGGUCUUCGCUGCCUACAACGUUUUGGAAGAUCCUGAAUUGAGAGAAGGUAUCAAGGAGUACAGCUCCUGGCCUACCAUCCCACAGUUGUACGUUAACAAGGAAUUCGUUGGAGGAUGUGAUAUCAUAAUGAGUAUGUCAAAGUCUGGCGAGUUGGCUGAAUUGCUUGAAUCGAGUGGUGCGUUGAUUCCUGAAGAGGAGGAAGCACCAGGAAGUGCCGAUGUCAAGGUCAGCGAAAGAUCAUAA
This is a messenger RNA of Suhomyces tanzawaensis NRRL Y-17324, 516 nucleotides long. RefSeq names its product monothiol glutaredoxin. Bases 1 to 516 code for a protein of 171 amino acids. The transcript has a single exon. Lineage: Eukaryota; Fungi; Ascomycota; Pichiomycetes; Serinales; Debaryomycetaceae. The record is from RefSeq and is a predicted model, not a curated record.